Messenger RNA from Teleopsis dalmanni, 2228 nucleotides. RefSeq names its product glycerophosphocholine phosphodiesterase GPCPD1-like. The transcript has 5 exons. Gene Ontology annotation, biological process: glycerophospholipid catabolic process. Gene Ontology annotation, molecular function: starch binding; glycerophosphocholine phosphodiesterase activity. The coding region runs from base 104 to 2176 and encodes 690 amino acids. The record is from RefSeq and is a predicted model, not a curated record. Lineage: Eukaryota; Metazoa; Arthropoda; Insecta; Diptera; Diopsidae.
UAUAUAUUUAUAUAAAACUUAUUAGGAUUAUGAAAAUGUUAAAAAAUUAGAAACUUAACGAAACACAUUUUGUUAACCUUUUCGAUAAGUUAAUUGCUUCAACAUGCAACGUUGGGGUUAUGCAUAUGAAUGCGAAAAAUGCAUCGAAACAACGUCAGCAACCACCAGCACAGAAACGUUUAUUACUCCUCCCCCGCCAACACCAGUUUCAGAACACGAGUGUGUUUUUCGAGUACGUUAUAAUGGAUAUUUGUGGCCAAAUGAGCAUCUUGCCGUAGUUGGAAAUUGUUCAUCAUUAGGUGAUUGGAAUGUGAAUGAAUGCGUUUUUCUGUACAAGGAAGAAGGUGAUGAAAAUAUUUGGUCUGCAGUACUUUCAAUACGCUGCGCAAUACCGAUGGAGUAUCGUUAUUUAAUCUGCGCUGAAAACCCUAGAACAGGAACAAGAAUAGUGCGUCGUUGGGAAACUCAUCUCCAUCCAAGAGUUGUAGAAAAUAUUUGCGAAUGCGAAGAAAAACCCAUCGAUGAAUACGGUUUGCUAAACGGUAAAAUAUGCGAUGAUCGCGGAUGGCUUACUUCCGGUACAAUUAUACAAUUUAAAUUAUUCAAUGCACCGUUUCGUAUGAUUAAGCCAUCAAAAUGCCCUCGCCUGUAUAAUGUGAAAAUUAAGCCGGUACAUUUAAAAAACGCUGCUCCGUGCGAAGCUAUUAUAGAGAGAAGUGGCAAACCCGAUGUACUGACCAGUACUUCAUCGGAUAUGCAUCAAAUACUAACUGAGUGUGAUAGUAAAUUAGAUCCUGCAUUCGCUUUCAAUGAAGUUGCAGUCUUAAGUGAAACUGACAGUAAACUGCACUUACAGCCAGAGUACGGUACACCCUGUGGCCCUGAUGAUCUUGUGAUUUUUCACUUUACGAUAGAAGACUUUAGGUCAACAGCUUUUUAUAUGGAUGUCUAUUUAUUUGGUAUGCGCGCUGCUCGAGACGAACCACCUAUAUAUGUAGCCUAUCAACUUUUGUUGCCAGAUAUUUUUAAAUGUUCCGAAGGCAGAAUUGAAGUGCCAAUCACCUGCUCAUUUAAACAUCGCAUAGUAGGUUAUGUGACAAUCGAUUUUCUUAUUGUAUUACCCACACCUGAAAUAUAUUGUGACAUGAAACUUUCUUAUGAGCGGUACUGGAAUCCAGAGAAAACUGGUUUGUAUGUCGGUCAUAGAGGGCUUGGGCCCAACUUUGUAACAGCAAAUCAAUGUUUGGUGCGAGAAAAUACUAUUGUAUCUCUUAAAGCUGCUGUUGAAGAAGGAGCACAUAUGGUGGAAUUUGAUGUUCAACUUAGUAAGGACAUGGUGCCAAUAGUUCAUCAUGAUUUUCAAGCACAUUUUUGGGUAAAGGCACGCAAAUAUUUGAAAACUAUGGAAAUACCCAUACAAUCGUUGUUAGUAAGGCAGUUAAAAAGUCUUAAGGUUAACGAAGUCAAACAGGAGGAAAAAGAAAUAUCGGAGUGUUGCUUUAAAAGGGAUGUUGUUGAACACUUACCAUUUCCCACGCUGGAGGAAGUUUUUGAAGCCAUACCGUUGACAGUGGGAUUUAAUAUUGAAAUAAAAUGGGCACAAAGGCUAAUAAAUAAUAGAUUGGAAGGAAGAGGAAAACAAAAAUUUGAUCCAAAUAUGUAUGUUGAUAUAAUGUUGCAAUGCAUAUUUCGGCAUGCCAACGGACGUCGUAUUAUACUUUCUUGUUUUGAUGCAGAUAUAUGCACUUUGCUACGAUAUAAACAAAAUUAUUAUCCAGUUUUAUUUAUUAGUCAAGAGUGUCCAGAGGGCAGUAUACCAUUUAGAGAUCCAAGACCCAAUAGCUUGCAAACGGCGGUAUAUAAUGCAAAUGCUAUGGAGUUGUUAGGUAUUGUUGCACGUACUGAAACUAUUUUACAAGACACUUGUCAGGUGAACAUGGCUAUAAAUCGAGGUUUGGUCAUGUUUUGCUACACUACUUACAGUCCGAUAAACGAUGUUUCUGUUCUUAAACGUUUAGGUCUACAUGCAAUAUUAUAUGAUAAAAUGGAAAUGUGCGAAAGAAUAAUAAAGGAUGGAGUGUUUCAAUUACAAGCCGAAGAGAGUACUGUAGAGGAAAUAAAUGAAGAAGUUAGAGUGAGCAUGAGACCACAGCAUCCUGCAUUUCUUUACCAGUAAAUGCUACACUUUCAUUAUUUGUGUAUUAAAUUGAAGACCUUUGCAUUAUUAA